Synchiropus splendidus (mandarinfish) is the source of this 2411-nucleotide messenger RNA. RefSeq lists its product as uncharacterized. Lineage: Eukaryota; Metazoa; Chordata; Actinopteri; Syngnathiformes; Callionymidae. The record is from RefSeq and is a predicted model, not a curated record. Gene Ontology annotation, cellular component: nucleus. Gene Ontology annotation, molecular function: DNA-binding transcription factor activity, RNA polymerase II-specific; RNA polymerase II transcription regulatory region sequence-specific DNA binding. Gene Ontology annotation, biological process: regulation of transcription by RNA polymerase II. Bases 77 to 1504 code for a protein of 475 amino acids. The transcript has 3 exons.
AUUGUCCCGCCCUCUUUUUUCCCUGCGCAUCUUUAUUAGCCUCAAGGAACUAAAACCUCUGUGUUUCUGCAGCUUUAUGGACAGAGACAAGAUCGGCGACAUCCAGAGCACCUGGGUGGACAUGCACCAGCUCCUCGGUGACCUCAUGCUGCCCGUCAGUGACCCCAAAAGUCUCCCGGGUGUCACCAACACCGGGGGCGUUUCAGCAGAAGCCCAGAAGAAGAAUGUCGCCGGAAGAGAAGAUCACGACUGCACGUGCCCAGGCUGCCCCUCCUCCACCUCUUCCUUCGAGGUGUUAAAACCGAGAGCUGCCCCGGCUCACUCGCCCUCAGCGGCCGGCGCCAGCACCGGGGCGAAGCAGCGCGUGACCCACGAGGCCACCAGCACCUGUGAGUCAGAGCGCAGGAUGCAAACGCAGGGAGACAACUCGGGCGUGACUCAGUCCAGCGGGGAGCCUUCAGCCCGAGCGUCCUCUUUUAACCCCUUCGUGUUUCCAUGUCCGUGUGUGUACCGUUCCUGUGGGUCGAUGCUGAGUCAGGCUGAGGGCGGCAAGUCCGAGCUCUCCCACACCCAUCACCACUUCCACCACCACCACUGCCCCAUGACCUCGUGCCUGCCCUGCCCACAGCUGCUCCCAUCUCAGCCGCGGUUCUCCCUCCCGUGCUUCACGUGCCCGCCAUCCUUCCCGCCGUGCUCACACCGCCGACAGCCGGAGGAGCCGCCUGCUGCGUCCCAGCCGCACCUCUGCAUGCACUGCGCCGCCUCUUUCUCCAGACCCUCCCAGCUGCUGCAGCACCAGCUCAGCCAGCACGCCGGCAAGCCCUGCGGCUUCCUCUGCUCUCACUGCGGCAGGACCUUCAACUCCCACAGCAACCUCCGCAUCCACCUCAACGUCCAUACCGGCGCUCGCCCCUACACCUGCUCCGAGUGCGGCAAGAGCUUCAGCCAGUCUGGUGCUCUGAAGAUCCACAGACGCAUCCACACCGGCGAGAGGCCGUACACCUGCGGCUUCUGUGGGAAGGGCUUCCCGCAUCUGGCCGGCUUCAGGGCUCACCAGAGGACGCACACGGGGGAGAAACCCUACAGCUGCACCCACUGUGGGAAGUGCUUCACUCAGUCUGGAGCCUUGAAGAUCCACACCCGCAUCCACACUGGCGAGAGACCGUUCGUGUGCGGCAUCUGCGAUAAAGGAUUCUCCAACAGAUCUGGGAUCAGCUUUCACUACCGCACUGUGCACGGGCUGGUUCCAGAGGACAGAGGAGGUGCUGGACGCCCGCUCACCGUCCGUACGCCCAGUGUAGGUUUGAAUCUGGCACCAGCUCAGCAACCUUCUGGUGCGCUGAAGGGAGGCGAUGGGGAGGACGGGGUCCCAGACCAGCUACCCUACACCUGUGAGGACUGUGGCCUCGGGUUCAAAGAUGCUCCUUCCAGGAACAGACACCAAACCCUGGCGCACUACUCCUCAGAGGGGGAGGCUGGCGGAGACACCGAGCAACCCAAGUGAGGAGCUGAGUUUGUGUCUAUAGGCGUGUUGUCUAGUGCCCAGCCUCUGCCAAUGGAGACCUCUGUCACUGAAAACAUUUCAAAACCAAUCUGCUUUACAUUAUGACCACCUGCUGAGACCAUUUGUUUUUAAAAUUGUGUCAACAUUCUAUUUAAUCUGUUUCUAACAUUACUCAUAUAUUUGUUUUGCUCAUUUCAACAGUCAAUCAUCAUGAUUUGCUUCACUUUUAUGGAGCACUUUGCUUGGUGUCUGUUUUGGCUGAGAAGAAUUUUGUCAAAUUCUUUGUUGAUGGACGUAAAAUAUUUAAUUAGCUGAUCUGUAUUUUGUAAAAAUGUACAUUGUGUAUGAAGAAAAAGGUUUGUGUGCCAUCAGAAAAUAAACUCUUGUUUCUUGAGGUGAGGAAUAUGCAACUUUUUAAAACCCUUUUUUCACCGUUCAGAGAAGCGACGUCAGUCUCCAGCAGCUGAUGCCGCGCAUGCAGUUAAAUGAGCCGACAACGCCCCAACUUGCCUCACAUUCUUCCAUCUUGUCACGUGACAGGUGCCUUUCAAAUUUAAAAUAUCGUGUGAAACUUUCAUCGUUCCCGUUUUUUUUUAUAGUUUCGGGUCAAAAACGGCAGGGUUUUUUUUUUAAAUAGACUUUUCAACGUCUCCCCCUAGCGGUGAAAUAAAUCGUAACAACGCUUUCAUUUUUGAAAUUAUUUAACAAAAUGAAUAUCAAAGUGCAACAUGUGAUUAAAGGGAUAUUUCCAGACCCACGUCUGUAUAAACGAUGUCGUUUCACUUCCACCCAGCCACACGUCUGUUUUCAACAGAGUCUCCAACAGCUGCCACUUCACUGAACAAGUGUCUUGGUUGCUGGAGGCCAGUGAGCUCCAGCCUUCACAGAUGCUUCUGCGUCACAGCGU